Messenger RNA from Dovyalis caffra, 534 nucleotides. The record is from the annotation of a GenBank genome assembly. Lineage: Eukaryota; Viridiplantae; Streptophyta; Magnoliopsida; Malpighiales; Salicaceae.
AUGGAGAUCGACUGGAUAACAUGUGGAAGCAAAUUCCUUCGUGAGUUUGGAAAAGUUAAAUUGAUGGUCAAAUUCCUCAAUCACCUCCAAAAUAACGCCCCUUUUUCACCAGACACUCAAUCUUUACUCUCCUAUACUUUCCAGGCCAUUUUCGAGCUCGCUGUUCGUGAACCCGAUUCAAAUGCUAAUCUCCCCAAGCUUUAUAAAACCUCGAAAGAGUUGGAUUUUCCUCUCAUUGUCAAUGUUGCGUCGUUUCUCCUUUGUGCUCUUGGAAGGGGUAAAUCGGGUGUUUUAUUGAGGUUUGGGCGGGCUGAGGAAGGAGAGAAAGAGGACGGAGGGAGGAGAGAGAUUUUUCAAUACAGAGGCUUUCAAUUUUGGCUUGGGCUUGCAGUUGUGCUUGCAUAUGGCUUGUUUGAUGGUGUCACAUACACCACUUUUUUUGCGCUUGCAUUCCUUGGCUAUGAGAAGAGCACCGUAAAGAAUCCUACAGCCAAUCUUCAAGCGCUUUUGGGGGUAAUUGUAAUUAAGAUUUAA